This is a messenger RNA of Fusarium tjaetaba, 513 nucleotides long. Its product is annotated as ATP synthase subunit delta mitochondrial. Bases 1 to 513 code for a protein of 170 amino acids. Gene Ontology annotation, biological process: proton motive force-driven ATP synthesis. Lineage: Eukaryota; Fungi; Ascomycota; Sordariomycetes; Hypocreales; Nectriaceae. The record is from RefSeq and is a predicted model, not a curated record. Gene Ontology annotation, molecular function: proton-transporting ATP synthase activity, rotational mechanism. The transcript has 4 exons.
AUGAACUCCUUCCGCGUUGCCCGUGCGGCUCUCCGAGCUCGCCCCUCCGCCAUCCGAGUCCCUCUCCAGCGAAGAACCUACGCCGAGGCCGUCCCCGACAAGGCAAGAUUCAGCGAACCCCGUGCCCCGGCUACGACUAGGUUUUGCUCUAUCUACAAGUCCCAGGAUGUCGUCCAAGUCAACAUCCCCGCCGAGUCUGGAGAGAUGGGUGUCCUCGCCAACCACGUUCCUUCCAUUGAGCAGCUGAAGCCUGGUCUGGUUGAGGUUGUCGAGGAGUCCGCUGGCUCCAAGCAGUUCUUCCUCUCUGGUGGAUUCGCUACCGUUCAGCCCAACUCCGUCCUCAGCAUCAACGCUGUUGAGGGAUACCCCCUUGAGGACUUCAGCGCCGAGGCCAUCCGAGCCCAGAUCGCUGAGGCCCAGAAGGUUGCCAACGGCAGCGGAAGCGAGCAGGAUAUUGCUGAGGCCAAGAUCGAGCUGGAGGUUCUCGAGACCCUGUCUGCGCACGUGAAAUAA